Messenger RNA from Porites lobata, 912 nucleotides. The record is from the annotation of a GenBank genome assembly. Lineage: Eukaryota; Metazoa; Cnidaria; Anthozoa; Scleractinia; Poritidae.
AUGAACGCCACAAGAGCAAACCAGCACUUCCAGUUGUUUGAUACCAUUCCUUGGAUGGUUGUGUACAUCUGUGAAGCAACUGUAAUCCUGACAGAAAAUUUGAUCACCGCUUACAUCUUCUGGAACAUACGAAGACGAUUAAGGCGCGCCAGCUACUUGCUCAUCAAUCUCGCAGUUGCUGAUUUUACAGUCGGCAUUGCGCUCAUCUUCUGGCUUUGGGACGGUAUUGCCGCGAUGAAAGGACGACACCUUAGCUAUUCAGUUGGAGAAAAAAUAGUAAUUUUCGAUGUAACAGUAGUAGUGGCUUCUUUAUUGUCUUUGGCCUUGAUAUCUUUGGAAAGAAUGUGUGCAAUUUUGUGGCCAUUUCGACAUAGAUUGUCAAGAAAAUGGUACUACGUAACUUCUGUUGGAAGCGUUUGGACACUGGCAAUCUUGAAUGGAGUAGCAAACAUAAACUUUAAUGAGCAAUUUAGCCUUUUCACGGUUAUCAGUUCUAUUACUUCAGUCGUAGUCGUAAGCGUUGCAUAUUUUGCAAUUUGGAUAAAAACGAGACGCCACAACCUACCGGGGAAAACGUCAAGAUCUCAAGAACAUGACCGGAGGUUAGCGAAGACUCUUUGUAUUGUUACAGGAUUGUCGAUCUUAUUUUGUUUGCCUUCUGGUGUCACACUUGCUUUAAAUAACUACACACAAAAUAUACAUUCAUUCGGGUUUCAAAUCACCAUAGUGGCAUUGUACGCAAAUUCGUUUUUGAAUCCAAUUGUCUAUUGCUUCAAGAUGCCUGAGUUUAAGCAAGCACUGGGAAAGCUUUUCUGUCGUUACUUUGGGAACAGGCUUAAUUUUCAGGAAAAAUCACUCGGAGUUACCAAUGGAGUUUUCUUAAGGUCUAUAGAGGCCGUUGAAGCACUCUAG